Penicillium expansum is the source of this 1686-nucleotide messenger RNA. RefSeq names its product nucleic acid/nucleotide deaminase domain-containing protein. The record is from RefSeq and is a predicted model, not a curated record. The coding region runs from base 1 to 1686 and encodes 561 amino acids. The transcript is spliced from 2 exons. NCBI's taxonomy places the organism in Eukaryota, Fungi, Ascomycota, Eurotiomycetes, Eurotiales, Aspergillaceae.
AUGUCACCCUCGCAGGAAUUUUAUCAAGCGAUUCGAAGCCUGCGCAAACUAACGGAUCAACCGUCCGAAGAGCACUCUUAUCGGAUGGACAUCCCAUCUUUCCAAUCAGCAAAUCACCUGUUGAAGGUUGAGGAUGAGAUGCAGUUUGCCGAUGAUAUUGCAUUCUUGGCUCAAUGGCAAGAGGGUGUCGAAUAUGUGACGGCUGUCACUCUUCAGGAAAUGGCAAAUGGACUUGUUAUCCGUAUCGCGAGCAAUCACACACCAACAGAUAAAACAGUCCGCGAAUUGAAGGGAACCAUGGCUUUAGUGAGCGAAUACGCCUCCAAGGGAAAACGACGGGAUGAAUUUCGGGACAAAAUAUUCGACAAGAUCGUUGAUAUCCGUGAUGAUCGAAUUCUGAACAGAAUUCGUCCACCUUGGUUACCACAGCCUGAACGCUAUGUCAAGCGGAGGCCCUUUCUGCUCGCCCAAGUUCGGGCAUUUGUUGAUGAGAUUUCCGCAAUUAGAAGCCAUUCCCCUGCCUUUCAAAUCUUAGUACAGCCGGCGCGCCAGCUGAUAUCUUGCCUUUUGCCUUUCAAAAAACCUAUCCCCGAGAGUAUAAGAAAGGAGCACCAGAAAAAUGUCAUAAAAGCCUGUGCUGAAUUGGCUAACAUCGGUGGAACGGGAUUACUGGAGGAACACCUUCAUCGACUACAGGUUCCCCCUCAUAUCCGCGACAGAGGUGGAAUACGGCAAAUCGACAAGCUUGCACGAUACUUUUUUGUCUGUCGGGAUUUUAUCAAAGUUGGCCGACGUCCAGAGUACAAGCCCUUGUUCUCCAACAUUUCCAUUGAAACUUUAAAAGCUUUCGAAGGAUGGACGCCUGCAGGCUCUUCCUCCAUGUGCUUUGUUCACGCAGAAAUUCAGCAGAUUGUUCACUACACGAACCAUCCUUAUAAUCCUAGUCCGCGAUUUAUCGGCUGCAGCAAGUCCGCAUGCUAUCUUUGCGAUAUGUUCAUACAGAAGCAUAGCCAGUACCGAAUCUCCCAUGCUCACCGGCGGCUUUACGACAAAUGGACUUUACCCAAUCUAGAUUAUUCGACUUCCCAAGAGGCCCAACAGCUCCAAACCAUAUUGCAAUCCAUGACCGAGGAAAUGGAAAUCACGGCCAAAGGAUUUCAACGAAGUCUUCGGCCUCCGAAGCAGUAUGGAGCGGAGAGCAUUGCAUUCUUACCUCUAACUAGUGGCUCGACGGCGAGCAAUACUUCCAUUGCCACCCGACAACUUUCUAUCCCACACGUGUCCCCCAUAUCGAGCCUCAAAUCGGACUAUAAUACCAAGAUUGCGACCACCAGCUUUUUGAGAACCCGAUCCGAAGGAGGGUCUAGCAGAACUAGCAAUGCGUCUUAUCUUCUUCUUGGCCAAGACGAUCUGCCAUAUUCACUUAAUAUCAAAGACAUUAGGCACGAGUGCUUGAUUCGAAUCGGUGCAAUCUUUCUUGAUAUCGAGCUUGUUACCCCUGGUCGGCUCUCUAUCCGCCAUGCAAUGGAUAAUCCACUGCCCAGAGAUGUUAUAGAUAUCUGUCAGUUAUCUACAAUUACUGAAACAAAAGUGACUCAUAACGCAUCUUUAUCGAAUAUGCAACUAUUCCUGCGCCAUUCCAGGGGUCUUACGAUAAUUCUUGACUUUGUCCGAGACGAGGCUUGA